CAUUAUGUUUAAUCCUUCUUUAGGCUUCGUACGUUAGUAAAUAUUACUCAAACUACAUAUAUGUAUGUAUGUAUGUGUGUACAUGUAUUAUAAGCGCAAUAAUAUAAACAAUAAUUCGAUAAAAAACUUGUAUUGUGUACAUGGACCAGGUGGCUGUUACACGUAACAAUAAUAUUCCAUGCUUGUACACAAUGGGUUUAAUGAUAAUGGUAGAGAGAGAGACAUUCUUUUGGAUGGUUUGAUAGUGUGAAUAUUGAAUAAUUAAACAAUUGAGGGUCAUUAUCAAAACAGUGCACAAGAAACAAGCGAUUCGAUUGUUAAAGAGACCGGAAUGAACCAAUGGCUAAUGCAAAUCGAUUGUUAUAGUUUUCCCGAGCGUAACGAUGAGUGGAAAGCAUGGGUCAAUUCGACCAUUCUUUCCACCGAACUCAAACGGGUUAAAUCACCAGGGAAACUGUGCAUCAUAUCUAGUAUAUAUAGUUAACUGCGUAUCGCAUUUUAGUUUUGCGAUUGAAUUUUUCAAUUAAACAAUUGAACACAAAAAUAAAAUAAAAAAUACUUUCGUUUAUGGUAGUUAGCGGUGGAUUCUUUUCGAGAAUUGCAAAGUUGUGUAAUAUCUUGGUGCCCACCGAUGUGUGAUGUGUUUAAUUCUUUCGGAACUUUCAUUUUCAUUCGUGUGCUGAACGAAGAAAACAAUUCCAAAGGAAAUAGGAGAAAAAGUGAAAUCAAAACAAGUCUGUUGUUUUCUGAAUGAAUGCAUUUUUAACGAAAAUAAUUUUCGAUUAAAGAAAAGUUUAGUGCCAUCUGUAAUACCUGUAAUAUUUGUAUAACAAAAGUGGUAGAAAUGAGUCAGAAAAAGUAUCUACACAGUCAUUUUCUUCUGUUCAACACUUUAGUCAUUGUUACUGCAUUUCAACAGCCUGAGUGCAGAAAUUCUGAUUACGAUCAGUGUAUCGAAAUGGCAGAUCCAUUGAUAAGAGAACCUCGAUUAAUCUUUCCCGACAAUUUACAGGAUAUCGAUUAUGUAUGUAGAAAGUGGAACAACUUUGUCGAUUGUAUAAAACGUUAUACUGACAGAUGUUUUACGGAAAAACAGCGAAGGCAGUUUAAUAAAGCCGUGGAAAACCCCAUAGAAUCGGUUUAUCAAAUGUGCAGUCAGCCUGAAUAUCAGAAAGAAUAUCUACAUUACGCCCCUUGUAUGAAAAAUACUGUGACCGAAAGGGCAUUUUGUGCUCCACAUUACGCCCUCUUGAUGGAACAUGUUUCGCAAGGAAAUGAAAUUUCCAUAUCAGUUCUGUGUUGUUCGUAUAACAGAUUUAGGGACUGCGUGUUGCGCGAAACUAGAAGGCUAUGUGACAGGGGAAUCCCUGAUGGUCCUGCGACCAGAUAUGCCACUCAUAUCAUCGAUAAAGCUUUGAGUUUUCUGCAGGAACAAUGCAGCAAUCACAUUCCCAAUGCCGGCGAUUGCGGCGUUCCGACUGGUGGGGUUCAUUCCCCGUCAGAUUUUUCUGGAACGACCCCAUCAACUGUAGAAUCGCGUUGGAAUACUUUCGACGAAGAACUCUCGAGUUCGAAGUCCCUUUUGACAUCAGUUUUAACUCCUCCUCGGUCAUCUGCGGCUCCUUCGUGGAUGGAUUCUUCCGACCCAAUGGAUCCAAAUAUACCAUCGGUUUCUGUGCUUGGUUCUCGUUCAAGACCGUCUUCUUACGGUCGAUCAAAGAGCUGGUCCAACAGCGCAUCGCCCAACGUCCACACUAACAGUAACACAAACCCUUCGGCAAAUACCGCACAAGCGUUUUCUGAUUCGCCUGUGCCACGUUCAUCCCCAUCAUCUCCAUGGGCGACUGUUUCCCCGUGGCGUGAAAUGAACCCGACACGUGACGAUGGUACGCCAUUCGGUUCCUCUCAAAUGUCCAACAGUGACAGUCCGAGCGAUCAAGGCUCGUCACCAAAGAAAACCGACGAUGAAUUGUCCACUACUAACUCUGAAGACGGAGGUGAUUAUUCGUCAAGUAAUGAACCUUCGAGUGCCCAAACUCCUGACGUGUCGAAUUCUUAUCAUUACAAAGACUUUUCCGACAACGGUAGGACCCCAGUUGUUGUGGAAAAUUCACCGGCACUUUUUGGACAAUCUCCAGGAACGGUCAGUGAAACCAGUCGAGAUAUUUCGUUUCUCACUGAAGCUACAACGUCUACGUCGACCGAAACGUGGUACCCAGCUGCUGGUAAUCAAUUAAGUAACGAGGUGGACGAGCCGAAUCAGCAGGGCUGGAGUAAGCCGGAUAAUAAGGGAGAAACAAGGGGAGCAUAUCUAUCACUUACACUUCUUGCAACAGCUCUGACGACAACAUUUUGUUAAAUUUGAAUAUUAGUCAAAUGUUAGUACAAAACAAAAAAAAGUUUAGUAA
This is a messenger RNA of Agrilus planipennis (emerald ash borer), 2408 nucleotides long. Its product is annotated as cell wall protein RBR3. Bases 845 to 2359 code for a protein of 504 amino acids. The transcript is spliced from 9 exons. The record is from RefSeq and is a predicted model, not a curated record. NCBI's taxonomy places the organism in Eukaryota, Metazoa, Arthropoda, Insecta, Coleoptera, Buprestidae.